Messenger RNA from Impatiens glandulifera, 510 nucleotides. RefSeq lists its product as uncharacterized. The coding region runs from base 1 to 510 and encodes 169 amino acids. Lineage: Eukaryota; Viridiplantae; Streptophyta; Magnoliopsida; Ericales; Balsaminaceae. The record is from RefSeq and is a predicted model, not a curated record. The transcript has a single exon.
AUGCGUGAGUUUUCUAAGACAAUCGAAAAUUUGGAGCUCGUUGAUUUGCCUUUGAAAGGAGGGCAAUUCACAUUUAGAAGAGGUAACAGACACGGUGGGAAUGUGCAAUCCCGCAUUGAUAGAUUUCUUGUGAGUAACUUGAUUUUCCAUGAUGUAUCUAAUGUAUUUCAGAAGGUCUUACCGUGGAGUUGUUCUAAUCAUCGUCCUAUUCUCAUUGAGUGGAGGGAGGUGGUUCCAACUAGUCGACCUUUCAGAUUCGAGAACAAGUGGUUGACAAGAGAUGAUUUUAUCUCGAAUGUGGAAGGUUGGUGGGCGAGGGAGGUCGUGUUUGGUUCUCCAUCAUCUAGACUAUUUAUUAAGCUUAAAAAUCUACGGAAGAUGCUAAAGAGUUGGUUUGUAGGGGAUCGUGCAUUGUUUCGCUUCAAGGUUGAGAUUUUAAGUCGUGAAAUUUUAUCAAUUGAUAGUGUAGAGGAAGUUCGUGAUCUCUCUAGUACGGAAAUUUCUGCAUGA